AUGUGCCUCUGCUCAUCACUACCCACAACCCCAACAAUGUGCCUCUGCUCAUCACUGCCGUCCAAUAGCAUCCCCAACGGUGGCGAUAAGGUCCCCAUUCUGAUCAAAGAGAACGGUCCUGAUGACUCUCCUGCAGCACCCUUGUUAUGUAGCGAAAGCAACAAUUGCCUUAAUAAGUGUUUGUCGGCUAAAGUAGAGAAGAUUUCAAUAUCAUCAAAGGAAGAUAGACAGGAAUCGCCACAGGAAUCGCCAUUGUAUCUUGAGAUUGUUGAAGAGCUCAAGGCCCUCUCAAGAAUCUCAGCACCAGCAACCAUAGCAGGACUCCUGUUCUACGUUCGAAACCUCGUGUCCAUGCUCUUCUUGGGCCGUCUUGGCGAGGUCGAGCUCGCCGCUGGCUCUCUCGCUGUCGGCUUUGCCAACAUCACAGGCUACUCUAUCAUCUUCGGCCUGGCGAUGGGCAUGGAACCCAUCUGUGGCCAAGCUUAUGGUGCUAGAAAAUGGACCCUCCUGAGCCUAACACUCCAUCGAACGGUCGUGAUCCUUCUCUUCACCUGUCUCCCAAUCUCACUUCUCUGGCUAAACGUCGAUCAAAUCCUCCUCUAUCUUGGCCAGGACCCCACCAUCACUAAAGUGGCCCACACAUACCUUCUCUACUGUCUCCCUGACUUGAUUGCUCAAGCGUUCGUCCACCCGCUUCGUAUUUAUCUACGGACCCAAAACAUCACCCGCCCGAUCGCCAUCUCUUCCAUCUUAGUCUCUCUAAUCCACAUACCCAUUAACUACUUUCUGGUAAUAACACUUGGAUUAGGCAUCAAAGGUGUUGCCAUGGGUGUUGCUCUUUCCAACUUUAACCUAGUACUAUUCUUGAUUUGUUCCAUUUUCUUAAGUGAGGCCCACCAGAAAACAUGGACAAGAUUGUCCCUCGAGUGCAUGAGAGAAUGGAGAUCUUACCUCUCACUAGCUGUCCCAAGCUGCAUUUCCAUAUGUUUGGAGUGGUGGUGGUAUGAGUUCAUGAUCAUUGUAUGUGGGUUGUUUGGGAAUCCAAAAGACACAGUCGCCGCGAUCGGGAUCUUGAUCCAGGCCACGUCGUUGAUCUACGUCUUCCCUUCUUCACUGAGCUAUGGAGUAUCUACAAGGGUGGCCCACGAGCUAGGUGCCAGGCGGCCACAUGGCGCGAGGAGGGCAGCUGCAGUGGGGACCAUCUGUGGGGCCUUCAUGGGAGUGCUAGCUAUGGGAUUUGCUGUGUGGGCCAGAGGGUGGUGGGGCCACAUGUUUACAAGUGGGCCAGGAGUGUUGAAGCUAACGGUUGCAGCACUACCUAUUGUGGGGUUGUGUGAGUUAGGAAACUGCCCACAGACUACCAUGUGUGGAGUGCUGAGGGGGAGUGCGCGUGCUGACCUAGGUGCGCACGUUAACCUGGGUGGAUUCUAUGGUGUGGGGCUGCCUUUGGCACUUGGGCUAGGUUUUGGGGUGGGGCUGGGGUUCGUGGGGCUGUGGCUUGGGUUGUUAGGGGCUCAGAUAUCGUGCGCCGUGGUGCUGGGAGUGGUGCUCUUUAGGACGGAUUGGGGUGCGCAGGUUAAGAGAGCUGAGGAGAUCACGGGUGUUGGGAUGGUGGUGGAAGAAUAUGAUGAGGGUGAUGAUGUGAAGAAGGUGUGUGUGAUGGACGGUGGAGAUGAAGAAAAGGGAGCUGUUGACACUUAGACUGAAUGGUGGAAAUUGUUUUGGAGAAUUUUUGAA
Molecule: messenger RNA, 1737 nt
Organism: Magnolia sinica
Lineage: Eukaryota; Viridiplantae; Streptophyta; Magnoliopsida; Magnoliales; Magnoliaceae
Product: protein DETOXIFICATION 49-like
Exons: 2
Coding region: 1-1701 (566 amino acids)
Biological process (GO): xenobiotic detoxification by transmembrane export across the plasma membrane
Cellular component (GO): membrane
Molecular function (GO): xenobiotic transmembrane transporter activity; antiporter activity
Source: RefSeq, a predicted model, not a curated record